AUGGCGCCAAAAUUCUCCAUCGGGCAGGUCCUGAUCGGUGCAAUGGUCUUUGAAGUCUCGGCAGGCCUACAGAUUCUCGGGGGCGCAGGCGGCGGAGUAAACGGCCUCGCCAAUCUCCUCGCCGGCAACGCCAACAACAUCAACAACAUCGAUCUCGCAGGUCUCGCCGCUGGAAACGGCGCACAAGCCGGGGCUCUAGCAAACCUACUGGCUGGAAAUGCCAACGGAGCGCUGGAUAUUGGCGCCGAACAGGUUGCGGCAGACGCAGCAGAGCUUGCCAAUGCACAGGGCGACGCUGCGGGUGCUGCGGAUGUAGCCAACGCCGGAGAGGUAGCAGCUGCCGAAGACGUAAGCCUCGAAGACUGCCAAGCGCUCGUAGAGGGCGUCGACGUUGCCAACCUUAUUGCGGCUUCCGCCGCGAUUUCCGCGGGCGGCCAAGGUAAUCAGGCGGUGGCGGACGCCUUGACUUUGAUGCAGGAGGCUGCUACGGCUGUGGCGGACCAGGCGACUGCUUUGGCCGAAGCAUGUGCCGCGCUGGGCGUUGUUCUACCCGAUGAUGCCGCUGCGGUUGCCGACGAUGCUGCCGCUGCCGACGAUGCUGCUGCUGCCGACGAUGCUGCCGCUGCCGACGAUGCUGCUGCUGCCGACGAUGCUGCCGCUGUCGAUGAUGCUGCCGCUGCCGACGAUGCUGCCGCUGUCGAUGAUGCUGGAGCGGCCGAAGUUGCUGAGGUUGCGAGUCCCGAGACUGCAGCUAUCGUGGAUGCCGCCGUUGAGUUAGCAGGUGGGGCAUCUGCUGCAGACGUCUCGGUAGCGGAUGCCUCUGUUGAUGCAGCAGCACAAGCUUCCGCUGCAAUCGUUGCUCGUGUCGGCCAGAUCAAGAAGCGCAGCGUUCUCGCAAAUCUGUUCAUGCCUAUUUCCACUUAUUUCGACCCCAGAAUUGAGGAUCAUCUCUCGAAAGUUGGCAUUGGCGCGGAAAAAGACGCCGAGGCCGUACACCAAGAAAAUAUUGCCAAAGCGCCGAAAUAUAUCCAUGCGAUCCUCGACUCGUCCGAUCACCGAUUCAAGAAGCUUUCGUGUCCGCGCUUAGGCACCAACCGAUACACCUACCUGCGUCCCCAGGCCGCCACGAAGCCGACCUAUUUCUUCGCGCUCAACCUCAUCAAUGUCGCCUCCCUCCUGCCCCGUUUGAUGGGCUCAAUCGUCGAGACGCUGCGCUUCCUCGGCCCCCAGAACUGUGUCGUUUCCAUCGUCGAGGGCUUCUCCACGGAUGGGACAUGGGAGAUCCUCGAAGCCCUAGGCCCCGAUAUUGCGAAACUAGGAGCCGAAUACCACUUCAUCCACAGUGACAUCACGCCCACUGACGGGCACCGGAUCAAGCGUCUGGCCGAGCUGCGAAAUCUCGCCCUAGAACCGCUGCUAAGCAACUCGACAAUGUACGAGGAGGAUACCACCGUCAUCUUUCUCAACGACGUGGCCAUUUGCAGCGAAGAUAUCCUUGAACUCAUACACCAGAAGAAACAUACCAAGGCAGACAUGACGUGCGGGAUGGAUUGGUCCCACAUGAAGAACUACCCUACCUUUUACGAUCAAUGGGUCGCACGAUCCAUUAGCGGCAAUUCGUUUUUCUAUAUCGAUCCUGCCACCGCAGACUGGGACCACGCCCGCGAACUCUUCUUCGACGACCCCGUUGGGUCAGAACGCUUCAACAACAACCGACCAUUGCAGGUAUUUGCGUGUUGGAAUGGUGGGGUUGUCUUUGGAGCCCGUGCUAUGGUCGAAGGCGGAAUUCGGUUCCGUGAUGGCUACGAAGGCGAGUGUAGAAUGGGCGAACCGACGUACUUUUGCAAAGACAUGUGGAAGGCAGGUUACGGCAAGAUCGCCGUCGUCCCCACCGUGAACCUCGAGUACGACAACUCACAUGGCCAGUGGGUCAAGGAUAAGAAGGGCUACGUCAGCGACCUCGUCUGGAGCGACGACGGCGCUGCCGACAUGAUCGAGUGGAAGGGUCCGCCGGAACAAGUGCUUUGCAUGCCGGGAUGGGACCAGCAAAGUUGGUUACCUUGGGACGAAUCCCUCGAUCGGGCGCCUGGCGAGAAAGAACAAGAAUAA
Molecule: messenger RNA, 2109 nt
Organism: Parascedosporium putredinis
Lineage: Eukaryota; Fungi; Ascomycota; Sordariomycetes; Microascales; Microascaceae
Source: the annotation of a GenBank genome assembly